Messenger RNA from Dromaius novaehollandiae (emu), 983 nucleotides. It is a transcript of the gene CACYBP, whose product is annotated as calcyclin binding protein. Gene Ontology annotation, cellular component: nucleus. NCBI's taxonomy places the organism in Eukaryota, Metazoa, Chordata, Aves, Casuariiformes, Dromaiidae. The coding region runs from base 155 to 823 and encodes 222 amino acids. Gene Ontology annotation, molecular function: ubiquitin protein ligase binding; tubulin binding; S100 protein binding. The record is from RefSeq and is a predicted model, not a curated record. Gene Ontology annotation, biological process: heart development. The transcript is spliced from 6 exons.
GGCGGUGACGCCGACGCCACUUCCGACGCGUGAGCGCGGUGCCGGGGGAGGGGGCGUGGCGCAGCGCGGCGGGAGGCCGGGAAGGUUCCAGAGGGGCUGCUGGGAGCCGCCGCCGGGGCAGCAGCGCGAGCACGCGCCGGGCACGCGCCGCGCCAUGGCCGCUGCGCACGAGGAGUUACAGAAAGAUUUGGAAGAGGUUAAAGAAUUGCUUACGAAAGCCACAAGGAAGCGACUUCGUGAUGUUCUCACGACUGAAAAACACAAGCUAGAGAUAGAAAUCAAGAAUCAGCCUCCAGCAAAGCUGAAAGGAGAUGCAGGAGAAGAAGAAAAGUCAUCACUUGGAGGGUAUACGGUGAAAAUAAACAACUAUGGUUGGGAUCAGUCAGAUAAGUUUAUUAAGAUUUACAUCUCUUUAAAUGGAGUCCAGAAGCUCCCAGCUGAGAAUGUGCAGGUGAAUUUCACAGAGAGGUCAUUUGAUCUGCUAGUGAAGAAUCUGAAUGGGAAGAACUACACCAUGACCUUCAACAACCUUCUGAAACACAUCUCGGUGGAAGGCAGCUCUAGAAAGAUAAAGACAGACAUGGUCCUUGUGAUGUGUAGGAAGAAGCGGGAGGAAAAAUGGGACUGUCUCACUCAAGUGGAAAAAGAAAGCAAAGAGAAAGAGAAGGCUGCCUAUGACACCUCAGACCCCGGUGAAGGGCUUAUGAACCUUUUGAAAAAGAUGUAUGCAGAAGGGGAUGAUGAAAUGAAGCGCACCAUCAACAAGGCUUGGGUUGAAAGCAGAGAAAAACAGUCCAAAGGGGACAUACCAAUGGAUAUUUGAAAGCACUCUAAGGGCCGCCUUAAUACUGAUCUUCCAUGUGAGACUUCCUGUGCUGCAAAAAUCAUUGUUUACACAACCUUCUUCCAAGCAAAGACAGUCAUUUUCCAUUUCAGGUUGGAGAAAAUAUUUAAAUAAAAUAGCUUAUAAAGCAUUUCCUUCA